Molecule: messenger RNA, 1188 nt
Organism: Paramormyrops kingsleyae
Lineage: Eukaryota; Metazoa; Chordata; Actinopteri; Osteoglossiformes; Mormyridae
Source: RefSeq, a predicted model, not a curated record
GGCAUUACAUAAAAGGUGGUUUACAGUAAGUUGACCUAUUCAGAUGUCUCCACUCUUCACAAAAUGAAAUUGUUCAUGUUUGUCGUUUCUGUCCUGCUGGUAACGGCAAGUGCUAAGAUUUUUGAGCGAUGUGAGUUGGCGCGGAAACUCAAGGCUUCAGGUGUGGAUGGGUACCGUGGGUACGGUUUGCCUAACUGGGUCUGUUUGGUCAAAUGGGAGUCUAAGUACAACACAUCUGCCACCAACCGAAACUCUGAUGGCUCAACCGAUUACGGCAUCUUCCAGAUUAACAGUCGCUGGUGGUGCAACGACACUAAAACCCCUCGUGCCAAGAAUGGCUGUGGCAUCAGUUGUAAACAAUUGGAAAGUCGCCAGUUCAAGCCUGGCCUUGCCACAUCUGCAGGUCCUUCAGCAAGGCCCAUAACCCUGGAUGCUGCUAUAGGUGGCUGCCCUUUGCCGUCAAGCCUCCUCUCACCUGCAGAGAGCGAGUCGGGGGAGGAUAAAGAGAAUUUCCCCAUAGGAAUCAAUUAUCAUCAUCAUCAUCAUCACCAGGACAAGGUGUGUGACAGAAGACCUCAACCCAUCCAUCAUAUCAGCAUUUUGGCCAUUGCAAAUGGCAAAAUUUUCACCCAGUGUGAUUUAGCACGGAAGCUCAAGGCUUCAGGAAUGGAUGGAUAUAAAGGGUACAGUCUGGCAGAUUGGGUCUGUUUGGCUAAAUGGGAGUCAGACUACAACACCGCAUCCAUCAACCGGAACUCUGAUGGAUCAACGGAUUAUGGCAUUUUCCAGAUCAACAGCCGCUGGUGGUGCAAUAAUCAUAAGACACCUACAUCAAAUGGUUGUGGUAUCGACUGUAGUGCACUCCAAUCUGACAACAUUGACGUAGCCAUCCAGUGCGCCAAGCGUGUGGCCAGAGACCCCAAUGGCAUAUCAGCUUGGGUGGCCUGGAGGAAUAAUUGCAAGGGUAAAGACCUGAGCUCGUACGUUGCAGGCUGUGGGGUCUGAAGCACACUUCCUGUAGUGAGAAGACUAUCACCAGAAAGCUGUUUGCUCUCUGAUCCGUCAUACAAUUAACUAAGUGAUUCGGAGGUGAAUUGAUCCAUCCAGUGAGGAGAGUCAUAAUUUUACAAUCUUGUUUAAAACAAAAUAGGGAAAGAAAAAUAUGAUUAAAUGUUGACAAGAACCAUG